UUCAGUAACGACAAUGGUGUUAUUUUAGUUCCAUUUUGGGAUGAGCUCUAUAUAAACCAGCUCAAAACCGACGAUGACUUCAGAUAUCAUAUUAUCAUUAUCAACAGUUAGGUAUCAUACUAGACCAUCUUGAGUUAUCCACAUCGUUUGAAUUCACUUCGUCUGAAUUCACUUCGUUUUCGAUUACCACAAGUCAAGGCACCACUAAUCACGAUGUCGUACGGCAGACCCUUUCAGUACCGCAAUUCCACUACCUCCUCUGAUUCUCACGAUGACCCCAACUAUCGUGAGUAUCCACAUAAUCCCAAUUAUUUUGAGGAACCUCCAGAUAUACCAUAUGAAUAUCCCACGUAUCACCAGAAUCCUGAAGCCCCCGAGUCACGCGAGUAUCCCGAUAUUCCCGAGCCCAGUGAGCAAACUCAAGCCCCUCCUACCCCUCAGGCCCCUCAGGCCCAGGCCGCUGAACCAGCACAAACCACACCCCACCCCGGCGACCCUCCCCCUAAGCCCAUUCCCAUGCGCUUCGGACAAGCUAACAACAGCGGCGGCGGCCACUACUCAUCACGCGCAGCGCACGAGCACUGGGUCCUACUCACAGAAGAACUCACACGUCUCCGAGCCGCCACCAUCUUCGGAAGGACAUCACAGAUUGAGAAUUUAAGUCGCAUCACGCGGAUCCAAGCCGGUGUAGACUCUCUCCAUAUGGCCGGGACCAUGGCGCAACAACAGCAACAACCAGGUCAACGACGUAGUCGACGUCUACGUUUCCCAACCCCACCUGAAUCCUCCGCCUCGGACUCGGACUCGGACUCCGGCUCGCCCACCUACGACCGCAUGCACACCAGAGAGCGAGGCUGGGAAGGCGCACGCCGGCGCAGCAAUCGGGUCGAGAAAAAUCGGUAUCCCAAGGAACAAGAACAGUACGAAAGAGCCCAAGACAAGAAAGCGCGUGAGGAGGGGAAGAGCGCAUCGGGCAUGAAGGGUAGCAAGUGGCCUCGCGCGAUCAGGAUCGCAGCUUCGGGUGCUGUGUUCAUUGGCUCGUUUUUCCUUGGUUUCUUUAGGAACGACUGUCUUGAUGAGUACCUCGCGUGCAUGAUUAAUAAGAACGUUUUACCACUAAUUAAGACGAACGCGGGUGAUGUAGAUUAAGGCAGUUGUUCUUGUAGUUGUGCUAGUUGUGUUAGCCGUCUAGCUAUUUGUUUGUUUCGUCAUGUUUUUCGAUGUUUAGUGUUUAGCUCGUUAGGAAAUAUAAGAUAAAAUACCAAAAAAAAAAAAAAAAAAAA
Messenger RNA from Hypoxylon trugodes, 1283 nucleotides. RefSeq lists its product as uncharacterized. NCBI's taxonomy places the organism in Eukaryota, Fungi, Ascomycota, Sordariomycetes, Xylariales, Hypoxylaceae. The record is from RefSeq and is a predicted model, not a curated record. Bases 214 to 1149 code for a protein of 311 amino acids. The transcript has a single exon.